Molecule: messenger RNA, 11233 nt
Organism: Arvicola amphibius (Eurasian water vole)
Lineage: Eukaryota; Metazoa; Chordata; Mammalia; Rodentia; Cricetidae
Gene: Son
Product: SON DNA and RNA binding protein
Exons: 10
Coding region: 649-7686 (2345 amino acids)
Biological process (GO): regulation of cell cycle; regulation of mRNA splicing, via spliceosome
Molecular function (GO): RNA binding; protein binding
Source: RefSeq, a predicted model, not a curated record
GGGUUCCUCCCGCCCUAGGGUGCGGUCCGAGCCCGCUGCCCCGCCGGCUUUACCGUCCCCGGUACCACGCUUCUGGCUGACACUUGUCUGGGGGUGCCACGUAAGGUCGCCAGGUCUCCCCCGGGGCCUCCUGCUCUGGGGACGGAGCCCCGGCCGCCUACUCGUGGCUGCUGCUAGCCGGGCGCCGGGGCGGACGGCGGGGCCGGGCUCCGGACGAGCCCCAGGGCGCCCAGCUUAGAACGCAGCUCGCUGACGCCCCGGCCUUUGCUAAACAGUCCGUGAGGCCGGGUCUAGGAGGGAGCCUCUCAGGAAAGUCCCCGCGGGCUGAGGGGGACCAACUGCUGAAGCUGGCACGGUCGUCUCGGGAGCGACUUCUCCUGUAAUGGCGCCUGCGUCAAACACUAACAUGGCGGACUAGUUCGUGCGCGGCGCAAACGUCAGCACCUCUACCCCAGCGGCUCAGAAACAGCGGAGGAGAGCGGGGCCGCGCUCGCUGAUUGGCUCGUGGGUGGAGCGUGCCCGGACGGACGCUCCCCUGCCAGCCAAUAAGGAAAGGGAUAAAAGGAAUUGGCCGCUGCGCCUCCUCCAGAUGCAUGCUGGGAGCCUGGAGGACUAGCGAGGAGGAGUUGAGAGAACGGAGCGGACGCCAUGGCGGCCGACAUCGAGCAGGUUUUUAGGUCUUUCGUGGUCAGUAAAUUCCGGGAAAUACAACAGGAGCUUUCCAGCGGAAGGAGUGAAGGCCAGCUGAAUGGUGAAACAAAUGCACCCAUUGAAGGAAGCCAGACAGGUGACCCAGCUGCCUCUGCAAGGAGUCUCCCAAAUGAAGAAAUAGUCCAGAAGAUAGAGGAAGUCCUUUCUGGGGUCUUAGACACAGAACUACGAUAUAAAACAGACUUGAAGGAGGCCUCCAGAAAAAGUAGAUGUGUAUCUGUACAAACAGAUCCUACUGAUGAAGUUCCUACCAAAAAGUCAAAGAAACAUAAAAAGCACAAAAACAAAAAGAAGAAAAAGAAGAAAGAAAAGGAAAAAAAAUAUAAAAAUCAACCAGAAGAAGCUGAGUCCAAGUUGAAAUCUCAUCAUGACAGGAAUGUUGAUCUAGAGUCUGAUUCCUUUUUAAAGUUUGAUUCUGAACCUUCAGCAGCAGUGGCACUGGAACAUCCUGUAAGAGUAUUUGGCUUAUCUGAGGCCCGUGAAACCCCUUUAGUGCUAGAACCUCCAGUAGGAUCAGUGGAGGCUCAGGAGUCACAUGCUUUAGAGACUCUGAAGCCUCCUACAAAAACUGCAGAACUGUCUGUUGGAUCUACAUCAGUAAUCUCAGAGCAGCCUGAACAGCCUGUGUCAGUUACAAUGGAACCCUCAACGACCAAGAGUCUGGAUUCCUUUGCAGCAGCACCAGUGCCUAUGUCAACAGCAGUGCUGAAGUCACCUGAGCCCGUUGUAACAAUGUCAGUGGAGUAUCAGAAGUCUGUGCUGAAAUCUUUGGAGACUGCGCCUCCAGAGAUAUCAAAGACCACGCUGGUAGAGCUUCCCAUAGUAGCAAAAGUGCUUGAGCCACCAGAAACCCUCAUGAUAGUAUCAGAGAUACCUACUGAGGUGCACCCUGAACCAAGCCCAUCAACAAUGGAUUUUCCAGAGUCAUCUACAACUGAUGCACUAAGAUUGCCAGAGCAGCCUGUAGAAGCACCAUCGGAGAUUGCGGAUUCAUCCGUGACAAGACCUCAGGAGUCAGUGGAGCUGCCUAAGACCACAGCGGUGGAUCUGCAGGAGUCGUUGGUGGCCUCAGCCCUGGAGUUGCCGGGGCCACCUGCGACCUCCAUGCUGGAGUUGCAGGGGCCCCCUGUGACUCCAGUGCUGGAGUUGCCUGGGCCCUCUGCCACCCCGGUGGCAGAGUUGUCAGGGCCCCUUUCCACCCCAGUGCCUGAGUUGCCAGGGCCCCCUGCGACAGUAGUGCCUGAGUUGCCGGGGCCCUCUGUGACACCAGUGCCACAGUUGUUGCAGGAAUUGCCCGGGCCUCCAGCACCAUCCUUGGGGUUGGAGCCACCACAGGAGGUACCAGAGCCGCCUGUGAUGGCACAGGAGUUGCCAGGGGUGCCUGCAGUGUCAGCGGCAAUGGAAUUGACAGGGCAGCCUGCAGUAACAGUAGCAAUGGAGUUGACCGAACAGCCUGUGACGACGACAGAGUUCGAGCAGCCCGUGGCGAUGACAUCGGUGGAACAUCCUGGGCAUCCUGAGGUGACAACAGCAACAGGGUUGCUGGGGCAGCCGGAGACGAUGGUGCUGGAGUUGCCAGGACAACCAGUGGCAACCACAGGUCUGGAGUUGUCUGGGCAGCCUUCAGUGACUGGGGUGCCAGAGUUGUCGGGGCUGCCUUCGGCAACUAGGGCACUGGAGUUGUCAGGGCAGCCUGUGGCAACUGGGGCACUGGAGUUGCCUGGGCAGCUCAUGGCAACUGGGGCACUGGAGUUCUCAGGGCAGUCUGGGGCAGCUGGAGCACUGGAGCUUUUGGGGCAGCCCCUGGCAACAGGGGUGCUGGAGUUACCAGGGCAGCCUGGGGCGCCAGAGUUGCCUGGGCAGCCUGUGGCAACUGUGGCGCUGGAGAUCUCUGUUCAGUCUGUGGUGACAACAUCGGAGCUGUCAACGAUGACCGUGUCGCAGUCUCUGGAGGUGCCCUCGACGACAGCGCUGGAAUCCUAUAAUACGGUAGCACAGGAGCUGCCUUCUACAUUGGUGGGGGAGACUUCUGUAACAGUAGGAGUGGAUCCCUUGAUGGCCCAAGAAUCCCAUAUGUUAGCUUCUAACACCAUGGAUACCCAUAUGUUAGCAUCCAACACCAUGGACUCCCAAAUGCUAGCAUCCAACACUAUGGAUUCUCAGAUGCUAGCAUCUAAUACCAUGGAUUCACAGAUGUUAGCAUCUAGCACCAUGGACUCCCAGAUGUUAGCCUCUAGCACAAUGGACUCCCAGAUGUUAGCAACUAGCUCCAUGGACUCCCAGAUGUUAGCAACCAGCAGUAUGGACUCCCAGAUGUUAGCAACCAGUUCCAUGGACUCCCAGAUGUUAGCAACCAGCAGUAUGGACUCCCAGAUGUUAGCAACCAGCUCCAUGGACUCCCAGAUGUUAGCGACCAGCAGUAUGGACUCCCAGAUGUUAGCGACCAGCAGUAUGGACUCCCAGAUGUUAGCGACCAGCAGUAUGGACUCCCAGAUGUUAGCAACCAGUUCCAUGGACUCCCAAAUGUUAGCAUCUGGUGCUAUGGAUUCUCAAAUGCUAGCUUCUGGCACCAUGGAUGCUCAGAUGUUAGCAUCUGGUACUAUGGAUGCCCAAAUGUUAGCAUCUAGUACCCAAGAUUCUGCUAUGAUGGGUUCAAAAUCUCCUGAUCCUUAUAGGUUAGCUCAGGAUCCUUACAGAUUAGCUCAGGAUCCCUAUAGGUUGGGUCAUGACCCCUAUAGGUUAGGGCAUGAUGCUUACAGGUUAGGACAGGACCCCUAUAGGUUAGGCCAUGAUCCCUACAGACUAACUCCUGAUCCCUAUAGGAUGUCACCCAGACCAUACAGAAUAGCACCCAGGUCCUAUAGAAUAGCACCUAGGCCAUACAGAUUAGCACCCAGACCCUUGAUGUUAGCAUCUAGACGUUCUAUGAUGAUGUCCUAUGCUGCAGAACGUUCCAUGAUGUCAUCUUAUGAGCGCUCUAUGAUGUCUUACGAACGCUCCAUGAUGUCCCCCAUGGCUGAGCGCUCUAUGAUGUCAGCCUAUGAGCGCUCUAUGAUGUCAGCUUAUGAGCGCUCCAUGAUGUCACCUAUGGCUGAGCGCUCUAUGAUGUCAGCUUAUGAACGCUCUAUGAUGUCAGCUUACGAACGCUCCAUGAUGUCCCCUAUGGCUGAUCGAUCUAUGAUGUCCAUGGGUGCCGACCGGUCCAUGAUGUCAUCGUACUCUGCAGCCGACCGAUCUAUGAUGUCAUCCUACUCUGCAGCUGACCGAUCUAUGAUGUCAUCUUACACUGAUCGAUCAAUGAUGUCUAUGGCAGCUGAUUCUUACACUGAUUCUUACGCUGAUUCCUAUACAGAGGCAUAUAUGGUGCCUCCUUUGCCUCCUGAAGAACCCCCAACAAUGCCACCAUUACCACCUGAGGAACCACCAAUGACGCCACCAUUGCCUCCUGAGGAACCACCAGAGGGUCCGGCAUUAUCCGGUGAACAGUCGGUAUUAACAGCUGAGAAUACUUGGUCUACAGAGGUGACAUUACCUACUGAAGAAUCUGUAUCACAGCCUGAGCCUCCUGUGAGUCAAAGUGAGAUUUCAGAGCCUUUGGCAGUACCUGCUAAUUAUUCAGUAUCAGAAUCUGAGACUUCAAUGUUAGCAUCAGAGGCUAUUAUGACUGUUCCAGAACCUGCACAGGACCCAGAGUCUUCAGUCAUAGCAACACCAGUUGAGUCUGCAGUUGUAGCAGAGCAUGAAAUGGUGACAGAGAGACCAGUGACUUACAUGGUUUCUGAGACUACCAUAUCAGCUGAACAAACUGUGCUAUCAGAGCCUUCUGUUAUGUCGGAGACAUCGGAAACAUACGAUUCCAUGAGACCAUCAGGACAUGCUAUUUCAGAGGUAUCUAUGUCCCUCUUGGAGCCAGCAGUAACUAUUUCACAGCCAGCAGAGAGCAGUCUGGAGCUUCCGUCCAUGGCUGUCCCAGCACCUCCCACUAUGACUACCCCAGAAUCUCCUGCUGUUGCCGUCCCAGAACUUUCUGCUGUGGCCAACCAAGAACUUCCCAUUAUGGUUGUUCCAGAAACCCCCACUGUGGCUGUCUCAGAACCUCCUGCUGUGACUGCCCCAGACCCUUCUGCUAUGACUGCUCCAGAACUUUCCUCCAUGCCUGUCUUAGAACCUCCUGUGGUUGUCCCAGAGGUUCCAGCUUUGGCUGACCCAGAGCAUGCUACAACUGCAGGGUCAGGUGUUUCUUCCCUGGAGCCUUCUGUGCCUAUCUUGGAACCAGCAGUAUCAGUCGUUCAACCUGUUAUGGUUGUUUCAGAACCAUGUGUUCCUGUCCAGGAACCUACUGUGGCCAUUUCAGAACCUGCUGUCACAGUUUCAGAGCAUAGUCAAGUAAUAUCCUCGGAGAUGGCUUUAGAGCCUUCACCACCAAUAGUGGAGUCCAGUGUUUUUCCAUCACAUGUUAUCAAAGAAAGGAAUUUACUUUCUGGUGAUCAAAGUUUUGGUCAAGAGGUUGGCAUGCAGGAGAUUCUGUUGCAUUCAGGUGAAGAGCCACAUGAUGGAGGGCACUUGAAAAGUGACUUGUAUGAAAAUGAAUAUGACAGAAACACAAACCUUACUGUAAACAGUCAUUCAAUUGCUAAAGAUGAUACAGUGUGUUCUGCUGCCAUUGGUCCUGUUGGUGAAACAAGUGAAGAGAGAAUCAUGCCUGUUGAGGCUAAGGAAGUCACAGAAUUGGAUACCUGUCCUGCUGUCAGUGAAGCUGAUGCGGGAAGAAGCCUAUCUUCUCAACUAGUUCUGGAACCAGAUACAACGGGAACUAGUAAGGGGUUGGAAUUUGUUACAGCAUCUGUUCCCAGUUUAGAUAGUAAAUAUGAUGGUGAUGUAUCUUUAACCACUCAAGAUACUGAACAUGACAUGGUAAUUUCCACCAGCCCUAGUGGUGGCAGUGAAGCUGACAUAGAGGGACCUUUGCCUGCUAAGGACAUUCAUCUUGAUUUACCAUCAGCAAAUCUUGUUUGUAAGGAUACAGAAGACUCAUUUCCCAUAAAAGAGAGUGACCAGACAGUAGCAGUUGCUCUUAGUCCUAAAGAAAGCAGUGAAGAUAAAGAAGUACCUCCUCCCAAUAAAGAAACAGUUCCUGAUUCAGGAUAUCCUGCCAGCAUUGAUGAGAUUAACGAAGCUGACUUAGUGAGACCGUUACUUCCUAAGGACAUGGAACGUCUUACAAGCCUUAGAGCUGGCAUUGAAGGACCUUUACUUGCAAGUGAAGUUGAACGGGACAGAUUGGCUGCCAGUCCAGUUGUAAUUAGUAUACCAGAAAGAGCCUCAGAGUCAUCUUCAGAGGAAAAGGAUGACUAUGAAAUUUUUGUCAAAGUUAAGGACACACAUGAAAAAAGCAAGAAAAAUAAAAACCGUGACAAAGGUGAAAAAGAGAAGAAAAGGGACUCUUCAUUAAGGUCUCGGAGUAAGCGCUCCAAGUCUUCUGAACAUAAGUCACGCAAGCGCACCAGUGAGUCUCGUUCUAGAGCAAGGAAGAGGUCAUCUAAGUCCAAGUCUCAUCGUUCUCAAACACGUUCACGAUCACGUUCAAGACGCAGGAGGAGGAGUAGCAGAUCAAGAUCUAAGUCUAGAGGAAGGCGGUCUGUAUCAAAAGAGAAACGCAAGAGAUCUCCAAAGCACAGGUCCAAGUCGAGGGAAAGGAAAAGGAAAAGAUCAAGCUCCCGGGACAACCGCAAAACAGUUCGGGCUAGGAGUCGAACUCCCAGUCGUCGCAGUCGGAGCCACACUCCUAGUCGUCGGAGAAGGUCUAGAUCUGUUGGUAGAAGGAGGAGCUUCAGCAUUUCCCCCAGCCGCAGGAGCCGCACCCCCAGCCGCAGGAGCAGAACCCCCAGCCGCAGGAGUCGCACCCCCAGCCGCAGGAGCCGAACCCCCAGCCGCAGGAGCCGAACCCCCAGCCGCAGGAGCCGCACCCCUAGCCGCAGGAGAAGAUCAAGGUCUGUGGUAAGAAGACGAAGCUUCAGUAUAUCACCAGUCAGAUUGAGGCGAUCAAGAACACCUUUGAGAAGAAGGUUUAGUAGAUCUCCCCUUCGUCGUAAAAGAUCCAGGUCUUCUGAAAGAGGCAGAUCACCCAAACGUCUAACAGAUUUGGAUAAGGCUCAAUUACUUGAGAUAGCCAAAGCUAAUGCAGCUGCCAUGUGUGCUAAGGCUGGUGUUCCUUUACCACCAAACCUAAAGCCUGCCCCUCCACCUACAAUAGAAGAGAAAGUUGCUAAAAAGUCUGGAGGAGCUACCAUAGAAGAACUAACGGAGAAAUGCAAACAGAUUGCACAGAGUAAAGAAGAUGAUGAUGUAAUAGUGAAUAAACCUCAUGUUUCGGAUGAAGAGGAAGAAGAACCUCCUUUUUAUCACCAUCCCUUUAAACUCAGUGAACCCAAGCCUAUCUUUUUCAAUCUGAAUAUUGCUGCAGCAAAACCAACUCCACCAAAAAGCCAAGUAACAUUAACAAAGGAAUUUCCCGUGUCAUCUGGAUCUCAGCAUCGGAAAAAAGAAGCCGAUAGUGUUUAUGGAGAAUGGGUUCCUGUGGAGAAAGAUGGUGAAGAAAACAAGGAUGACGAUAAUGUUUUCAGCAGCAGUUUGCCCUCAGAGCCUGUGGACAUCUCAACAGCAAUGAGUGAACGGGCACUUGCUCAGAAGAGACUCAGUGAGAAUGCUUUUGACCUUGAAGCCAUGAGUAUGUUAAAUCGAGCUCAAGAACGGAUUGAUGCCUGGGCUCAGUUGAACUCUAUCCCUGGGCAGUUCACAGGAAGUACAGGAGUGCAAGUCCUAACACAGGAACAGCUGGCCAAUACUGGUGCCCAAGCCUGGAUUAAAAAGGUGCUGUUCAGAAUCCUCCGCAGUUCCUGUUGGACUACUAACCUAAUCAUUUCAGAGCAGUGUGCUCAAACAUUUUCAUCACGGGAUACUUUAUUACAGGUUUAGUUUUGGUGGAUCACUACCCCCAAGAGCCCUUUGCCACCCUAAUACUCCAUUCCUCUAUCCUUGUCCUCUCAUUAGUGCCUGCACCCGCUUAUAAAUACCUUUGCUCCUACCUUCCUGUUAUGACUUCUAGCCCCAGGUCCCUAUAUGGUGGUCAACUAUUAGAUCUAAUUAAGUGGUUGGGAGGCCCUAAUUAAUACUGCAUGUGGUAAACUUGCCAUGGGACUGAAAGGUGGGAGGAGGAUGGCUGUGGAAUGUGGGGUGGGCAGUUGUGAAGGGGGGUAAGAGGGUGGGUUGGGCUGGAGAUAACUAUCUGUGGACCACCAUUUAGGUCCUGGUGGCCUCUGGUGAUCCACAGACUCAAUUUGAGACCCACUGACUUCAUGAAAAAACAGGAUAUGUAAGACCUAAAAUCAAGGGAGAGGACGGACAUCUCAUGCUACGAAGAUGUAGGUGCACCUGAUCUCAGAUUCCUGCAAUGAGAUUUGUCAACGCUACCUACGGCUACCUCAUUGUUGGGGGAGUCUUAGGUGGUUAAAAGGGGGUAUUCUGAAAAAAUGACGCUUGGUGACGGGCUGUGGUUUGGUUGGAUGGGUGAUGAGAAAUUUGUUUCAGGAGUACUGGCAACAGCAGUGCUGAAACUGGGAGGCUGCGUGGUCUCUUGGAUUGGGAAGGUUUCUUUGUCCUGCUGUACUCCUGACUCCUUGUGUGAUCGUGGGCAAGUAAUUCCUUGGAAUUUUUGUCUCCCAAGUGUCAAGUGGUGGGAGACAGGUUCUUAUCAAUGUUUCCAACAAAUGGGUACCUUAUUACUUGUAGAAUUGGAUGAGCUGAAGUUUUUAAAAAAGAAAAUUUUGGUUGCUUUGGACAUUUAAUAUCAUAACAGUUUUAUAAUUAGCAUUCCCUGUGGUUUUAUUAACUAAUUAUUAAUUAAUAUAAGGUAUUACACAUCUUCAUUGUGCUUGCAUUUCCCCUAUUAAGAAAGUUGCACGCAUAUAUAUACCUAGGCAUUGGUUUUGGGGGAAAAAGGGAUAAUCUAGCAAUAUUUUUAAUGAUUAGAUGAAUUUUAUAUACUAAUACUUCAUAUAAAUUAUAGAAGUUGAUAGUUGAAAAGUAAAUUUCAUUUUAGUGGGGAGGAAUUGUUUACUUUUUUUUUGACAUUGGGCUUUAAAACCGGGGCCCUCAGUUUUAGGUAGUAACUAAGCAAGCUUUCGAAAGUCACACGUUCAGUCAUGCUUUAUUUAUUUGGUCCUGAAGCUCAGUGUUUGGUAUUUGUGAGUAUUUAUGCUUGUAAUAGUUCAUGUGCAUUGCCAGGUAGAAGCUUCUGGAAGGUUUUCCAUUGUGAAAUGUGCUGCUCUCUGUGUAUGUGUAAAGAGCAGAUAAACAUAAGUGAAUUUCCAAGGUGAGUUUGCACUUAAGUGGCUCCCUAACUCCGUCUCACAAAUAGAUUUGUGCUGUUUUUCAGCUUGUAAGUAGUUAUUGUUUACUAGAACCUUGAAAAUGAUUUAGCUUUACAUUUUAUAUAGGAUAUAAUCUGGGAAGCAAAUUCUUACAUUAUAGAAGGAAUCAAGGAUCACAGGAAAAUGAUCGUAUUGUGAAUUACUGGGCAGAGUGUCUGUUGGAUGGGAACUGGAGGAGCAUUAUUUUAUUAAAACAGGCAGUGCGUUUACGAGUCAUGAGCAACUAAAAUUUCAUUGGCAUUUUUCAAACGUUCUUUCUACACCCAUUAAUUGUGUUUAGGAAAUGUUGAAAUGGCCAUUUGGCUUUUCUUGGCCCAGCACUGUCACGUAUUAAAAACCAUAGGGAAUACCAACUAAUACCCUGUGUUCUUUAUUUUGUUUUAGAAUACUUUUAGAUUGAGAGAAAUAUUUCAUUUAUAUUCUCAUUUAUCAGAAAGACAUUUAAAACUUCAUUAAUUUUAAGGGACCUUUAUGUACUCAAAUUAUUUGGGUUUUAAUUUCAUAAUAAUGUUGGUUAUUGUGGUCUCAUUAGACCAAGACAGCUUUUUACACUGGGUAAAGAGGCAGGUGCUAAUAUAAUAUCAAACAGAAGUGGAAAACUGGGCUACGUGGGGAUUUAUAUUGUACUCUGUCUGUACAGUUGCCCUUUUUUUUAGGAGUGUUACCUGGAAAAGAGGGGAGAUGAACCUGAAGUAAGUAUAGUCAUUCUAGGUGUGUAGCAUCAAGGCAGUGGAAACCCAAGCAUCAGCUAACUUUUCUCUUUAUACAUCCACAAUGCAUGGCCUGCACCAAAUAAGGAACUGAACCAGGGGUAUGUUUUUACCUCCACAGCUGCCUCCUUCCAUCAGAGCACCUUGUUGAACUUAAUGUCUAGUCACAUGUCCUUGGCAUAUUUUCUCCCCAACAUUUAAUUAUAAAGCUGGGAAACAAAGCUUAUAUAUUUUACUGCAGUGUAAAAAAUAUAACUUUUAAGUAUCAGCUUACUUGGUAGAAGGAAAAAGAAUGCAUUCCUGCUUGCUGAGCUACCAAACAUUUGACUCUGUAAUGACUUAGUAUAUAUUUGGCAGAGAACAUUAAUGUAAAAUGUUAUAAUAAUCUGAAAUAAAACGUUUAGAGAUGCUUCAAUUAAAAAGGAAAAAACCCCACAUAGAUCAGCAACAGAAUUCAUUGCUGAUAGAAUGUGCAUUGACACCUAUUUCAAGAGGCACUGGCCAUUUCUCAGCUGGAAGAUCCAAGACUGCUGACCUUGCUAAUGCACAUAGUUGUGCAGCUCAGGACAUUAAGUGGUUUGCUGCUUUGAUGGAAAUUAUGGUUCAGUGGGUUGGAUACGAGAGAGAUGAUUGUUCACAGAAUAACCUGUGAACUUUCACCCCUCUGUAUGGAAACUUGUUUCAGGGCCAAAUCCUUGUAGCUGUCUUCUUGCCCCGGUCAGUGCCAGCCGUACUAUUCACAACACUGCUGCUACCGAGGCCUAGGUAUGUAAACAUUUAAGGAGUUUUUUAAGUCUCUUAACAUCAAGCCAGGUUUUAGAAGAAUUCAGAUUUGGUAUACUCAGGGUAUCUGAUGUGCUUAUAACUUACUACAUGUAAAUUUAUUCCGUUUAUAGGGAUUUUCUAAGUAAAAAUUUGAUACUUGCUUUAUAGUAGAAUGGGGAAGAAAACUGGAUGACAACUGUAUGCUUCUUCAGUGUCCAAACUAUUUUAAAAUAAUUUCUAGGCUUUAUUCAUAAACUAGGUAUACCUGAGAUAAUAUUAUUGACUGUUUUAACAUUGCCUUCUUUUUAUUUUACAAGCUAAGAAGAGAUACCAGUGAACCUAAAUAGUGGACGAAAACAGGAGUGCUCUUUUUGUUGUUGUUUUUUUUUUGGAGGGGGGCACCGAGGGGCAACUGUUAAAAUUGCCAUUUGACUUUCAAGUGUUGGUAAUUAUUACUAGAACAUAAGCUACAGAAUGUACUAAGCAUAGUAGAGUUUUAAUGCUACUGAUCUAGAAGUAAAGGAAGAUUUAACGUUGUAGUUCAGUUCUAACUGUAAAAUGGGGGCCUUUUCCCUUUUUUUCUUUGAAUAGGAUCAGUUUUUAAGAGCAGCCCCAGUA